Molecule: messenger RNA, 540 nt
Organism: Rodentolepis nana
Lineage: Eukaryota; Metazoa; Platyhelminthes; Cestoda; Cyclophyllidea; Hymenolepididae
Source: the annotation of a GenBank genome assembly
AUGGAGAAGACCCACCUGAUUCGGUGUACAGCCCUAAAGACAACAACAGAAAUCCAGAGUUCUUUCCAUACCCAUGUGAUCCACCUCGCGUACCUCAGCAUCAACACGCUCCUAUUCACUGACUUCUGUUUACGUUACUCUUCUGAGGAAAUGGCUGCUACCAGCGUGCAAGUUGCUGCAACGUGGAUGAAACGUAGUAUGGGCUGCCAUGCGAAAGCCUGGUUGCAAAAGUUCGGUGAGGGUGUCAAUUUCGAACAAUUUCGUGCGAUUGCUAAUGAAUUCAUUGCCACCUUCAAUGCUGUUGACGCAGCGAUUAAAGAGGUGGUGAGAGUAAUGAUGCUUAAAUAUGAACUGAUGUUGAACGAGAAGUCGGAGGUUGGAGAAUGCCCGCAAGUGCUUCGUCCUCCUCCUUUGAAACCUCUUUCUCCUCGUUCCCCUACUCCUCCCCCUCCACCACCUUCUCCCCCUCCUCUUCUUCCUCGUUCUCAACCUCCUCCUCCUCCGCGUCCACCAGAUAUAGAUAUCCAAGAUUCUACUUGA